AUGGUGUGCGUUGGGUUUCCCGAAACUGUGUUCAUCUUCGCUGUAGGGUUUGACUUCAUCUCUAAGCUUCAUCUUGAUCAGCCGGGCAUUAGCAAGGUAACGGGAUCAGAGGAGACGCAGGUCGCCUACAGAAUCGGGAAGAAUUUCAACCUCAGGAUACCAACAAGACAGCUAUUCCCGGACGGAUUGCCUCACGAAUUCUCAUUCGGUGCGACAUUCCGCAAGAGAAAAACCAAGAAGGAAGUAUGGCACCUAAUCAACAUCCAGGGACAGACCGGCCGGCCGCAAUUCGGCGUGAUUGUCGACGCGAGGAAGCGAACGCUCGAAGUGCAUUCGCUGGAUUUCCGAGGUCAACUGCAAACGCAGAUUUUUCAAGAUGUUGACAUAUUCGAUAACGACUGGCACAAGCUCUCGCUGACCAUGGGCCGGGAGAAGGUACAGCUCUUCAUCGACUGUGCGCCCGUCGACGUCGCCGUGACGCGACCACGUGGUCCGAUCGACGCGAACGGAGUGAUCAAGAUCGCACGCAAGGUGAACAGAAGAAGUGCUGUACCGAUCGACAUACAGUGGCUCGUGAUGGAGUGCGAUCCAACUCGACCACUGCGUGAAACAUGCAACGAACUACCCAGACCCGAACAGCCAGACAAGUCGGAUGAUCAGGAGGCUACGAAUGAGAAUCAAUGUCCGGUGCAGUGUCCACGGGGACCCCGCGGUCGUAGAGGCAUCAAGGGAGAUCGAGGGACGGUCGGGAUGCCGGGUCGAAUAGGACCGAUGGGCAAGAUAGGGGAUGUAGGCUUUCCAGGCAGACCGGGGCCUCCGGGCAAAUACGGACGAACGGCGAAAGAUCGGCCUGGCGCUCCAGGGAAGCCGGGUGAACAGGGUCCGGCAGGAGAGACCGGUGAACGCGGACCAACAGGUGACGAUGGAACAAAGGGCAAACCAGGUGACAAGGGCGAUAUCGGACUACCCGGACUAAUUGGACAAAAGGGAGAGCAGGGCAAUACCGGCGCUCCUGGGCCAUCUGGUGACGGAAACGGGAAGACAACUGCCGGGUUGAAAGGAGACGCGGGAGAACACGGAGCUCCGGGUCUGCCUGGUCCACAAGGAAAAGAUGGGUUAUCCGGAGAAAAGGGCGAGCGCGGCGCAGAAGGUUAUCCUGGACAGUCAGGUUCCGCGGGUGAUCGUGGAGACCCAGGAUACCCUGGAGAUCCAGGUCCUUCAGGACCUAUUGGCCCCCCUGGUCCCCCGGGACCACAUGGGACUAUGAAUAGCGGAGCGCCUCUAGUGGGCCCGCCUGGGGAACCCGGAAUACCGGGUGAAAGCGGCCGUCACGGACGAAAGGGUGACAGAGGCAGCGAUGGAGUCUCCGGCAAGUCUGGUUCCCAUGGGAGCAAAGGGCGAACCGGGUGAAAGAGGACUGCCAGGAAUGCCAGGAUUGGAGGGCAUUCAAGGUCGAACUGGAGAGGUCGGUCUAGCCGGAUCGCCAGGACAGAAAGGA
Messenger RNA from Priapulus caudatus, 1498 nucleotides. Its product is annotated as collagen alpha-1(IX) chain-like. NCBI's taxonomy places the organism in Eukaryota, Metazoa, Priapulida, Priapulimorpha, Priapulimorphida, Priapulidae. Bases 1 to 1410 code for a protein of 469 amino acids. The transcript has 16 exons. The record is from RefSeq and is a predicted model, not a curated record.